AAUGGGCGUAUUGGGGACGCAGAACAUUUCGGUAAAGCAACAGCGUGUAGAGCCGUAAGGAAAAUUACCCUCGCACUGAAAUGCCUGUUACCAGUGAUGGUAGUGUUCCCCGGACACAAACCGGUGAGAAACGUCAAAGAGGAAGUCCACAGGAUUGCAGGGCUCCCAAAUGUAAUGGGUGUGGAUGGGACACAUAUUCCCAUCACUGCUCCUGCUGAACAUGAAGGGGACUAUGUGAAUAGAAAAUCCUUUCACAGCAUCAAUGUCCAGAUCAUAUAUGAUGCCUGCAACAUAAUCACAAAUGUAGAAGCCAAGUGGCCCGGCUCCGUACAGGAUUCCCGGAUCUAUCAGGAGUGUAGCCUGAGCAACAGAUUCGCACGUGGAGAGUUUGAUGGCUACCUGCUGGGGGAAAGAGGCUAUCCAUGCCAGCCCUCUCUGUUGACCCCUUACCCUCACCCUGAGCCGAGGCCCCAACAACGUUUUAAUGCGGCCCACUGCAGGACUAGAGCCCUUGUUGAGAUGGCGAUAGGCAUUCUCAAAUCUCGGUUCCAGUGCCUGCGUAAGCUCAGGGUCACCCAAGAGAGGGCAUGUGACAUCAUUGUGGCAUGUGUUGUUCUCCAUAAUAUUGCAAUUAUUAGAGGGGAGCAACAACCCAGCCACUGA
This is a messenger RNA of Lampris incognitus (smalleye Pacific opah), 663 nucleotides long. RefSeq names its product putative nuclease HARBI1. Lineage: Eukaryota; Metazoa; Chordata; Actinopteri; Lampriformes; Lampridae. The record is from RefSeq and is a predicted model, not a curated record.